Molecule: messenger RNA, 1275 nt
Organism: Girardinichthys multiradiatus
Lineage: Eukaryota; Metazoa; Chordata; Actinopteri; Cyprinodontiformes; Goodeidae
Product: small integral membrane protein 26-like
Exons: 2
Coding region: 105-398 (97 amino acids)
Cellular component (GO): mitochondrion
Source: RefSeq, a predicted model, not a curated record
AUGCCAACUCUCAACCCCCAAAAGAGAGGAAGAAGUGUCAUGGCGGCGCCCUUAACGCUCAACCCGUAGAAUUCCUAACAGUUUUUGGUCUUUCCAGCCUCGUCAUGAAAUUCAGAGACGUGAUGAAAUGGAACUCCAGAGUGUCCGCAGUUUACGCCGUGGGCAUCUGGACAAUGGUCGGCUCCUACGCUUACUAUAAAUACACAGGUCGUUUCGACGAUACAAAAGUGACAACAGAAAUCGAAGAGCCAGAAGAACCCAACAAACAUGUCUACAAAACUGCUCACUCCAAAACGGUCAUCAUGUACAAGGAGGACUUCGUCCCGUACAGCAGGAGGAUCUACGAUUUCAUCAAGUCGUUCAGUGGAGAACCUGGACCUGGAGACGGCAAAGAAUAGCUGCCGGACUGGACAUAAUGUGUUGUGUGAAUCUGAAGUGAGAGGAUAUUAACGCUGAAAGACACGGUUGCUGCUAUGUUUGGAUAUUUGGAGAGGAUCUCCACUCUUUUUUUGUUGUCUGUCAAAAACAUUCAGGACUAAUCAUCUGAGCAAAACAAUGAUUGAGUUUUCACACAAACUAAUUUUUCAUUAAAGCUCAAGAGAUUUAUGAGUUUCGCCAAAUCAGUUGUUUCAUCUCAUUGGUUUUACUGCAGAAAAUGUGGUCUGCUAAACAUUAUGGGUCACAAUUUUAGAUAGGUUGAUUUAUUUCUUUUGAAACACUUAUUAAGUAUGAACAGAACUGCUCAUUUUAACAUUUAUAGCUUAGGCUAAUUUGUUAUGUUUGUCCCUGGCACCCUCAUUUUGUCCUUUCCUACUUCCAUUUAGUAUCUGUAACAAACCAUUUCAUACACAUACACUUAAACCAUUACAUAUCAGUUUAUUUCUCUUGGUAGUUAAGUAUUUGUUUUAUUAACUAUGGAGGUGAAUAAUCAUACAAAUACCCAGUGUCUAAUUGUAUAUUAUUUUCUAAAAACUGACUGUUGCAGUCUAUUUCCAAUCCCCACUUUGGUCAGCUGAUUUAUCAAAUCUGAGAGAUUAUGACCUCCAUCUACAAAAGCAAGAAGGGGUGAAAUGUACAGCACUCCACAUUUUUGUACCUAUCAAAUGUGGUUCACAUUUUAGGAAUUAAAAAUAAGGAUUAUAGGAAUUUGAAGAUCAAGUGUUUUUUGAAAUGUGAUAGAUUGUAUUUGCAGAAGAAGAAAAAGUAACUUGCUCCUUAAUCCAGAAGAGCAGUUUAAUUACCAGGGCAGAAUAAAGAAUAAACCAGACAAGUGAA